CGCCCUUUUGUGGGGAAUUCUGUUCCUGAUUUGCCCAAGUGCAAAUGCAAAUGCAAGUGCAGAUUCAAGCGACGCUUUGAACAGAACCUCAAUGAUUCUUCGACGGAAUUGUCAGCCGCCCCGCAGGAUGAUGGGCGGAAUAAGGGCGCCUGCGGAAUCAGCUCCCUGGAUGGCACUCCUCCACCUCCUAGAUGACCUAUCCUCGUGUCGCUGUGGAGGAACUUUAAUAACCUCAAACUUUAUCCUAACUGCCGCCCACUGCAUAAAGUUGUGUCCACGAAAUCAAGAGUUAAGGGUUUGCUUGGGAACCAAAAAUGUAACAUCGCCGAAUGACUGCUUGGAAAACUAUGGAAUCGAACGUAUUAUUAUGCACGAGGAAUUUAAUCUCUAUGAACAGGUCAACGAUAUUGCUUUGCUGAAACUCAACGGCUCAGUAAGGAAAUUAGGAUAUAUUCGGCCGGUUUGUCUACCCAUUCUCCCCGCCAGUCUGCAGAAAUUCCCAGAUUUGGGUGCAAAUUACCACAGCUUUGGAUGGGGAGUCACUGAGGACGGCAACCAGUCGACGGAACUCAUCCAAAUCCAAGUGCAGAGCAGCGAAUGUCCUUACUCCUCCAACGGCAUGUUCUUCUGUACCACAAGUCAUAAAGUGGACUCCUGCCAAGGAGAUUCCGGCGGACCGAUGAUAGCGCAACGCCUCCAGUUUGGGAUCAUCGCCCAUGGAAGAAUCGAGUGCGGAUCGGCAGGCGGAGCCUUCAACACAAACGUCUCCUACUUCAUGCCGUGGAUUGUGGAGCGACUGGCAGAACACCUUUAA
Molecule: messenger RNA, 814 nt
Organism: Drosophila ficusphila
Lineage: Eukaryota; Metazoa; Arthropoda; Insecta; Diptera; Drosophilidae
Product: serine protease grass-like
Exons: 4
Coding region: 92-814 (240 amino acids)
Biological process (GO): proteolysis
Molecular function (GO): serine-type endopeptidase activity
Source: RefSeq, a predicted model, not a curated record